AUGGAAGCGGUACAAAAGGCCAUAUAUGAUACCACAAGCGGGAUCCAGAAUCUCGCCUUUGGUACCCAGCCUGAGACCACACCAUGUACACAGCAACACGGCGAGGAACCUUUGUCCGGCGUGCAGGGUCGAGGGACAGCGACGGACCCAUACGAUGCUGGAAACCGCGAUGAACAGCCGGACGCCCCCGCAACAAAAGAUAAUACUGCCGUCAUCACUGAGCCUCUUGAAUCCAUUACACCGCUCGAGAAUAAGCCGACGGAUCCCAGUCCCGCCAGCGGCGCGGGCCUCAAGGCCGGCGCGACUCCCUCCCCGGCACAAGAGAAGCUGAUCCCGUCGUCGACCAACAGCGCCACGGAGACCGGACCGGGAAACCCAAUUGUAGACCUGCCAUCGCCGGCACAGGAGCAAACGAAUCCCACCGCCAGCGCUAACAGCAACAAUAAUACCAGCAGCAGCAACAGCAACAGCAACAAUCUCAGUGAACCCCGGUCCAUCUCUCAGUCCCAACCCAACUCUCGACCACUAUCCCCAAAGUCACCCAAACAGAGAGACCUGGCCAUGUCCGAGGGCGUUAGUAGCUCGCGCUCCCCGCCCCGUGAGGAGGGCGACGCCUCAUCCAGCUCCAACGGCGAGCAUGGGCCGCCUCAGAACGGCAAUGUGAGCAUCGAGGCGCUCAAGGGGCCGCAGGGUCCUGCGCCGAAGGAGACGGCCGACUUCGAGCAGGAGAUGGAUGGCGGCAAGCCGUCGAACACGACAGGUUCGUUCCCCCUUUUUUUCCCCCUGGACACAGGAGUGGGAUGA
Molecule: messenger RNA, 804 nt
Organism: Aspergillus clavatus NRRL 1
Lineage: Eukaryota; Fungi; Ascomycota; Eurotiomycetes; Eurotiales; Aspergillaceae
Exons: 2
Coding region: 1-804 (267 amino acids)
Source: RefSeq, a predicted model, not a curated record